GCCUGGCUUCUUGUUUUGAAAACUGAGCUGUCAAAGCUUAAAAGUUCGAUCGCAACAACUAAAGGGGCAAGGUCAAAAUGAAAACACCAUCGCUCCUCCGUCUCGGCUGGGUGUUGGGAGUGGCACUCGUCGUAGCUUGGAGCGUAUCCGGUUUUCCGGCGCCUGCCGAGGCUGCGGGCACAACGCUCAACGACACGGUGACGGCCACCGGGCAUCGGACCAAGACAUUCACGUGGACAAUCAAGAAGGUGGCUGACCCAACUACACUCAAUCUGGUCCAGGGUGAUAGCGGCAGCGGCACCGUGACCUACACGGUGACGCUGACCAAGGACGAUGGCACUGACCGCACGUUGGUUUGACGGAAAGGUCUACAUCACCAACGGUGGCGGUGUGGCAACUGAGAGCCUCAUGUCGACCCUGAAGGUGACGCAGCCGCCGUCCUCUGCGACCAUAGUGAAUCCGCAGCAGCUUGAUGUGUGGGC
Molecule: messenger RNA, 482 nt
Organism: Aspergillus aculeatus ATCC 16872
Lineage: Eukaryota; Fungi; Ascomycota; Eurotiomycetes; Eurotiales; Aspergillaceae
Exons: 1
Coding region: 78-359 (93 amino acids)
Source: RefSeq, a predicted model, not a curated record